UUAAAUCAGUGAUGACUUGUUGAGCAAAGAAUUUCACUGCAUAAGAAGUGACCAUGUGUGGUAACCAAAGAUUGGCAGCCUGAGACACUUUAGUACGACCACUUAUUUAAUGUCUUCAAGGUGCCUUUUCUGUUGGAUUUAACCUCUCAGUCGGAUCCUUUUCUAGUGGUCUAGGUCUCUUUCCACUGAAAUGUUGAGAUUGACCAAGAAUAUUUCACUUGGAAUUGUAGCCCCUCAGUAUUUCCACAUAAUGUUUUUCUUUUUUUUCUGCAGAAGAGCAAGCUCUUACAGUGCUAUGCAAGCUGCCCAUUUAAAACUAUCAUUGCUUGGCACCUAUGCCCUAGUGACAGUUUGACCAACAUGUGAGCAGGCAUACUGCCAUCCUGACAGAUGGGCGUGAGUACAGGCAGCCAAGAAACCAUGUAUCUGCAUCUAGUGUAUUUGUUAAGGGCAGGAUUCCCAGUCGGGGAUGUUCAAACGUCUGUCCGUCCUGAGCUUUCACGCCUGUGGAUAAAGGGAUGUCAUCAUUAAUCCCAGCUUCUCACUGAGAUUCUGUGGGUCCGUAAGGGCUUCUUGGCUCUUACAAAAGUAGGCGAUCGGCGACACUCGGGAUAAUUGUUCUCCCCUUCAUCACGGGACUACUUCACGUCAUCCUUCCCUCUUGCUCUUGGCCAAGUAGGUUUGCAGUGAGUUCAGACCUGUUCAGACAUUGUCCCCAUACUUCUAGAAUAUGUGCUUCUUCGUUGGUUUUCUAGAGUACAAAAGCUUUGCAGAGUUUAGAGUCUUUUAAUGUGCUUGCUUUGGACAGUGAUGUAUAGAGUCAGGUAGAUCUGAGAUCGUAUAUUGACUGUUGGUGUGACAUUCAGGCAACCUUAUUUUUAUUAUGAAAUCCGGGUAAAAUAAUAGGGCUGUUGUGAGAAUUAUGUGUGAAAUGUGCACGGGAAUCACUUGGUAUAAAUGCCUGACCCAUAGUAAGAACAGUUUAUCCUCAUCAUCGGCACUUUAAAAUACUUGAGGGUAUUUUUCUCCGCAGAGUUAUGGGGAACAAAAGAUCUGUUUUCAUCUCAUUUCCCACCAUGCUUGAAAGUCAUGACUGGACAUUAUCACAGUGUUUGGUUCUCAGUGCCUCUGUGACAGGGAGCUCACUACUUCUGGAGCAGGAGGACUAGAAGCCCCUCUUAACUGUGGGACUGUUGGCAUUUUAGACGGAUAAAAUCCUUGUUGUGGGGGACUGUCCUCUGCACUGUGGAGUGUUUAGCAGCAUCCCUGACUUUACCCACUAGAUGUCAGUAGCUCCAUCCCCCCAAUUCCCUCACCCCCAUCUUGAUAAUCGAAAAUGUCUCCAGACAUUGCCGCAUAUCCCCGAGGCGGAGGGCAGAACCAUCCCCGGUUGAGAACCAUGGCUCUAGAGACACCUAUGCCAUUUGUAAUCAAAUUUUGACUCUUAGAAAGUUCUUUCUUAUACUGAAUAGAAGUCUGCUUGCUUAUUCCUCCUCCCCACAUCUGUCUUGUGGAGACAUGUGGGAUAAGCUGACCCCUCUUCCACAUAACAUCUUUUCAGAUACGUGAAGACACUUAGCAAACCUCAGUCUUUCUGAGUUGAGUUGUCUCCACUUCAUUAGCUAUGCCGUACAUGGCGUGGUGUCAGGUCAGUUCACCACAUCGAUGGCUUUUCUUUGACUUAAUUUCAUUUUUAAACUCUAAUGCUUAGAAUUGAAUGUGAUACUCCAGGUGUGGCUUGAUUAGUAAAAAAUAGAGCAGGAUCUCUUGUUCUAGUUUUAGUAUUUUUCUUCUAUGUAUAGGGAACAGUAUUAUCCUGCUUCUUCUACAUAAUAUGUAUUGACUAAUAUCGACUACAUUUUUUUGAUGACCACAUUUUACUUUGCGCCUGGAGUUGAAUAAAACCCCUAGGUCUGUCUAAGCUACGUCUUCCUCAUCCUGUUCCUAGGUAUUAGUUUUGGGGUCCAACCAUUAGAACUUAUGUUUAUUUUGGUAAAUUUCUUUCUAUUGGAUUUAGCUAACAGCAACUUCUCAAAUUAUUUUGGUCUCCUAAUUCUUGGUUGCCUCUGAAGUUUCUAGCUUAAACUUAAAAAAACAGGUGAUGCCAUCAUCUGAGAUUGAAAAUACAGGAGAAAGUACGUGUGUGUGCGUUUAAUUGCAAGCUGGUUGGUGGUGGCAGCUUGCUGAACAUAAAGAAUUCCUCUUCAGAGAACUUGAGAUUGAGGUGUUUGCGGGACAUCUAGGUGAUGAGGUUUAGAAUCGGAUCCUGGGAAGAGGGGACGAUAUCCAGAGAGACAGACUUGGGGCUCAUUCACUCCUGGAAGGCAGUAGAAAUCGUUGGAUUGGCUGAAAUCGUUUGUGUGGAUAGAACAUUAAGAUCGAAGAGACAAUUGAGGAUGGAAGCCGGAGGAAGCCCAGUAUUCAGAGGUUGCUGGACAGAAAGGAGACACCCAAAAGAGACGAAGAAAGGGUGGUCAAAGAGGUAGGAUGGGAUGAGAGGAGAGGAGUGUCUUGGAAGCCGAGUGGCUCUGGGUUAAGUACUGUGGUAGGUACUAGACUACAUAGUGAAUAAAAUAGGGCAUGAUUUUUGCUCCUGUUUUGAUUUCCUACAGGAUUGAACUGUUCAGUUAGUGGCACCACAUAGCCAGUCAAUCAUGUCUGAAAACUGGGAGUCAACCUUUAUUUCUCCUUCACCCCCUUGCAUUUAUUGGGUUACCAAGUUCUGAUUAAAAAAAAGAAGUUUUUAUUGAAGUAUAACAUGUGUACUGGAAAAAGUGCACAAAUCUUAUUUAGCUCAAUUGAUUUUUUUACAAAGUGAACACACUGUAACAGCCAUUGCCCAGAUGAAGAUCUUCUGCGUUCCAGCACACUACAAGCCUCUAUUGUGCCGCCUUCCUGUAAUUCCUCCCACCCAAGUGAGGAUGCCUCGUGUAAAAGCAGCACAAGCGGGAAGACCAGGUCCUGCAAAGAGACGGCUCGCGGAGCAGUUCGCGGCGGGGGAGAUCGUCACUGACAUGACAAAAAAGGAGUGGAAGCUGGGCUCACCCAUUGGCCAAGGCGGCUUUGGUUGUAUAUAUCUCGCUGAUACCAAUUCUUCGAAAUCAGUUGGCAGCGAUGCACCCUGUGUUGUAAAAGUGGAACCCAGUGACAAUGGACCUCUUUUUACUGAAUUAAAGUUCUACCAGCGAGCUGCUAAACCAGAGCAAAUUCAGAAAUGGAUUCGUACCCAUAAACUGAAGUACCUGGGUGUUCCUAAAUAUUGGGGGUCUGGUCUACAUGAUAAAAAUGGAAAAAGUUACAGGUUUAUGAUAAUGGAUCGCUUUGGGAGUGACCUUCAGAAAAUAUAUGAAGCAAAUGCCAAAAGGUUUUCUCGGAAAACUGUCUUGCAGCUAGGCUUGAGAAUUCUGGACAUUCUGGAGUAUAUCCAUGAACAUGAGUACGUACAUGGAGAUAUCAAGGCCUCAAACCUUCUUCUGAGCUGCAGGAAUCCCGACCAGGUGUACUUGGUAGAUUAUGGCCUUGCUUAUCGAUACUGUCCAGAAGGAGUUCAUAAAGAGUAUAAAGAAGACCCCAAAAGAUGUCAUGAUGGCACCAUGGAAUUCACCAGCAUCGACGCACACAAUGGUGUGGCCCCGUCGCGGCGCGGUGACCUGGAAAUACUUGGUUACUGCAUGGUCCAGUGGCUCAGUGGUCAUCUUCCUUGGGAGGAUAACUUGAAAGAUCCUAAUUAUGUUAGAGAUUCCAAAAUUAGAUACAGAGAAAAUAUCGCAAGUUUGAUGGAAAAAUGUUUUCCUGAGAAAAACAAGCCAGAUGAAAUUGCUAAAUACAUGGAAACAGUGAAAUUGUUGGACUAUAUGGAAAAGCCUUUGUAUCAGAAUUUACGGGAUAUUCUUUUGCAAGGCCUGAAAGCAAUAGGAAGUAAAGAUGACGGCAAGCUGGACCUCACUGUCGUGGAGAAUGGAGGUUUGAAAGCAAAGACGGUAACAAAGAAGCGAAAGAAAGAAGUUGAAGAAAACACAGAAUCUAGCGUCGAAGAUAUGGAUUGCGCAAGUGUAAAGACACAGGAGGCCCCACAACCUCGAAGUGAGGAGUCCCAGGGAGCCGUGCAUCGAAGCAUGUCUCAGCCAGAGGCUAGCAGCAGCAGCAGCUACGACAGUGAGUGAGAGCAAAAUUAAGGCGCCUUCAUGAAGUUAGAGUCGUAGUCUUACUGGAACAACAAAUCCUUACUCUGUGGAACUGGCUGUUCUCGUUUAGGCAAGGGCCUGCCUCGUGGCGGUGAGGGUGGCGCCCCUCCAUCUCUAAGGUGAACCACGGGAGAGCGAGCCUCUCUUGACGCCUGAGGGGUGUUACCGCCUGAACUUGCCUAACGAGCAUCGGAGGCGUCCAUUUAGAUGCAGAAAUGGUUUUAAAUUAUGCUGUAAUUAUGAAAAAUGUUUUUUAUACCUUAAGUUUUAAAGAAGACCCUCAUACUGUUGGUUCUUACUAUGAGAAAAAUACUGGGUUUUAAUUAAUUUUGGUAAUGACGAAAGACCCAUAGGUGAUAAAAAGAGAACAAUUCAGAUUUUUGACAUAAAUUUUUAAGAAGAUAGCAAUUAAUCAAAUGCUCCCUUAUUCAUAUUAGCUCUGAAUUGCUUUACUUAAAUGCUGUUCAUUUUCCCAUUGCAGUUCAUUUUGUUGCCUAAAGUAUUAGGUUAUUUAAGGUAUUUUACUAUCUAAAUACUCAUGAAUGAGAGAACUAUUACUUAAGACGAUACGAUGUUGCGCCUAACCAAAAAACAACAACAACAAAAAAAGCUGAGGGUUCAAGAAAAUGUGUAUAUUUGUAUUUGUUAGUUUAUAGUAACUUGAAGGAAAUGGAACAUUUUUACUUGGGAUUUUUUUUUGUUUGUUUUAAAGAAAUAUAAAUACGAUUCAGUGAAUUCUGUGUUUCGGGGCUUUAAGAUUUUGUGUCAUAAAUGUAUUUCAAAAGCGUUUACCUCUACCAGCAGCUUUAGAAAUGUCAGUUUCUUCGUUAACAAUUUUAUUUUCAAACACAAUUUAUGGUUUACAAUAUAGUAAGAGAUUUUUCUCACUGUGUGAUCUUUCAGAAUGCUGUGCCUGGCAAAAUGGGAGCAACUUUCCUUUGAUAUCUAUUUAGACCACUUUGAAAGCAUGUAUAAUUUUCUGGAUACACCUAAACUCACUUUGAAUAGUCGGGGGUCUGCUGUGUAAGAAUGCAUUCUGAAAGCUUUCAGAAUGUGUAUUGUGUAGGUUUUCUCAAAGAACGAGAGGGGGUGACGGGGUGGUUUUCAAGAAGAACAGAGGCCUCUAAUCCUUUUAUUUUUAUGCAAAGCAUGAUUUUUACCAAUUGAGAAAAUUUGGUUAUUUGCUGCAAGUAAUUUUUCUCCCUACAAAAUGAUAAGCAUUAAAAAACCGUGCAUAUUCUGGCAUUUCAAAACCAUGCCAAAAUUUCAGAGUUGUACUAAAUGUGAGUUACUGUAGCCAUGAUAUUUAUGGCUGGUGUGCCCUGUCCCUACUAUUGUUAGAAGGAGUCUGUCCUACUUCUUGUUGGUGUUAUUUUCGACAUACCUUGAAUUUUGGACCAUUCCUGGGAAUUCUUUGAGGAAGGUAAUAAUGUAUGUUUUAUCUCUUGUAUAGCCAUGGGCUAGUAUUUUUAAAGGCACGUUACAGAGAAUUUCUCUCUUAUUUUUUUUCCUUCUGUGUUGUAAAACCAUAGAAGAAUAUCCCAAAUUUACAUACUUUAUUUUUCAGAUAUUAAAUUUCUACCCAUUAAUCUUAUGAUUGGCCUUUUAUAAGUUGGAAUUGGCUCAACAGCAAUGAGUUUGUUUUUUUUGGGGGGGGCAGGUUAGUGUAUUAUAAAAUUGGUUAUAUUUUGAAGAGACAAAAAGAGAAAUAGAUACUUUUCUGCAACCAUCAGAAUUGAUUACUAGGGGAAGUUCCGAAAUGAUACAUGUAGCAAAGUCAUCAGGUGACAUAAGAUUGAUUCUAGAUGGUGAUAGCCUUUUUAGUGGCUGUGAGGAGCUAUAACAUCUAGAUCGAAGGGGGUAAACAGCAGCGAUAUUUAUGAAUAAAAGGUCAGAUUUGGAUGUUAAAGAGAUAAUACUGUGAGUGUAGCUACAGUUGUCGUCACUUCAGAGUCCUUCGUAAUGUAGCCAGCGAGCCCGAGCCUGCUGAAAGGGAGAAAGGCUGUAGGGUUUGUUAUUGGCCUUGGCUUUGUGGUACCCCAUUAUGCUUAUCUCAAAUGAUCACAUUCACAGUUCUCUAUACAGACUUAAUUUCAAAAUUCUUGAAAUAAAACACUGAAGAUCUACCAUGGGGUAUUUUUAAUAGAACCCUCUCUCACAAAAUUAAGAAAAGCCUCAGAUGCUUGGACUGGCUUUAGUAUAGUCUAUUAUAAGUAGCAAAAAAAAAAAAAAGAUACUUACAUAAGUUUGAAGUUUGCUUUAAUUGAACUGUAUGCCAAUUGAAUAGAAACUAGAACUUGGAAAAGUAAAAUACACUAAUUUCGUAAACUGACCUUCCAAUUAAGUAACUAAAUAAAUAUGCAGUCUGCAGACCUUUAGAAUGGACACACAGUUAGACGAGUGUGAGAGGUGGUUGUCCUUGGAGAGAAGCAGCCUUGAUCCCUGUGUGGUUAGCGCAUCCAUCAAGUGCCAGGCUGCUGCAGUGCCCCGGGCUGUGGUGCCCUGCUCUGUCCCUGCAGAGGACGCAGGGGCCUGGGAGGACCUGGGGAACACGGACACCUCACCUGCCGGCCACACGCAGUCGCCAUGGUGCUUAAGCGCCCCUUCUGACUGUGUGCCAGCUGGUGGGAGAGCACCCUACUGGGGUGGUGGAGUGGGGGCGGUAGUUGGGGGAAGGGUCUCCUGGGUGUGCGGAAUUCCCACGCCCCCAUCUGGAGAAUCACUGAUUUAGUCCCACCCCGGGGUCUGGGGGUAGGAACUGUCAUAGGCUCGCCUACCUGACAGGACACUUUUCUAAAAGGCUGCUCAGUGGGUUCAUUUAAUUCCUAGUGGAAAAGGCUUUCUAUUUUGGGAUAGCCCAGUACUUUCCUGCCAAAAGAGCAUACUGAUAACAGGCUUUAAAAAGCAAAACUUUUAGAGGGAAAUGUCUUGCUUUUCGUAUGUGUAGCCUCCUCGUGUCCUCCGAGGGGACGGACGCUUAUGUGGUUGCUGUGGUUUACAGUUGGAGGGGGUGGUCUCCACUUCACCACAAAAGUUUUGGGGAGAAAUAUGUUGGUGACAGUGUAAGCUGGGCACCCAUCACCAGUGAGAGAGUUCUGAGGUAACUUCAAGACUGGAAGCUGGGUAUGGCUGGCACAUUUUUCUGACAUACCGAAAAACUGAAACUCCCAAAUUCCCAGGCUAUUAGCAAUUAUACCUUGGUGAACAAAUUUCAUCUUCACAGACAUCAUGGUCAGUGAGACUUGUAAAUAUUAAUAGCUAUACGGUACGUGGAAACCCUGGUGGCAUAGUGGUUAAGUGCUACGGCUGCUAACCGAAGGGUCGGCAGUUUGAAUCCGCCAGGUGCUCCUUGGGAACUCUAUGGGGCAGUUCUGCUCUGUCCUGUAGGGUCGCUAUGAGUUGGAAUCGACUCGAUGGCAUUGGGUUUGGGUUUUAUACAGUACAUAGAAAUAUUUACAUUUUUGUUCUUUUGCUUUUAUAAAAUAAUAAUUCACGAUUUAAAUUU
Messenger RNA from Loxodonta africana (African savanna elephant), 7689 nucleotides. It is a transcript of the gene VRK1, whose product is annotated as VRK serine/threonine kinase 1. NCBI's taxonomy places the organism in Eukaryota, Metazoa, Chordata, Mammalia, Proboscidea, Elephantidae. Gene Ontology annotation, cellular component: cytoplasm; nucleus. Bases 2844 to 4163 code for a protein of 439 amino acids. The transcript is spliced from 13 exons. Gene Ontology annotation, molecular function: protein serine/threonine kinase activity; ATP binding. Gene Ontology annotation, biological process: signal transduction; peptidyl-serine phosphorylation. The record is from RefSeq and is a predicted model, not a curated record.